GCUUCUCUCUCCUCAUACCAUCCUGGGUUCCUCCAUUCCCAGGGGCUUUCCAAGCUGCUCUGCUCCUCUUCGUUCCAAUCCCUCCCCAAGCCAGCAGCUUUUAGAUCAUGCCUGGAGGUGAGUGGGGAGGUGGGAUGUUGGGUAGAACAAUUGACUAACAGUAGAGUCAGGCCUCCAAGAAUAAGGAAAUGUAACAAUUGGACUCUUCUUUUCACAGCUAAGACUGCCCAGAGUCCAGAGGAAGGCGGUGUGUGCAUUACUGAAGCCCUUAUCACUAAGCGGAACUUGGCCUUCCCUGAGGAUGAGGACCUGUCAGAGAAGAUGUUCCACACGCUUGCUGAUCUGCAGACUGUCCGCCUGGACCGGGAGGGAAUUACCACUAUCAGGAACCUAGAGGGCCUCCAGAAUCUUCACAGCCUCUACCUGCAAGGGAAUAAGAUUGAGCGAAUUGAGAACCUGGCCUGCGUCCCCUCCUUACGCUUCCUGUCUCUGGCAGGAAACCGAAUCAGGCAGGUGGAAAACCUCUGCGACCUCCCACACCUCCAGUUUCUGGACCUUUCUGAGAACCUGAUAGAAAUACUGAAGCUGGAUGAAUUCCCCGAGAGCCUUCUCAUCCUCAACCUGACUGGAAACAGCUGCACCAACCAGGAUGGCUACAGGAAGCUGGUGACAGAAGCCCUGCCACUGCUCCUGGACCUAGACAGGCAGCCUGUGGCAGAGCGCUGGACCUCGGACGAGGAGGAUAAAGCCUCAAGCGAUGAGGACGAGGAGUUCCCAGAGCUGAGAGGCCCGUUCUGCUCCGAGCGAGGCUUCCUCAAGGAGCUGGAGCAGAAGGUGAGCAGGCGCCGGGGGCACAGGCAGCACACAGCCCUGCUGGAGCACCUGCUGAGGAUGGAGAUGCGGCCCGCCCUCACUGACCUCCCACUGCUGCCAGGGGCGCCCAUGGCCGGGGACAGCAGCCCUUCUGUCACUCCCAGGCAAAGGAAGGAGACAGCCCCGGAGCCCGUCUCCUUGCCACAAGCCUCCUCUGCCACCAAGAAACCAUGCCUUCUGGCUUCCAGGAGCCAGCAAAGCACUGUUCAGGCAGGAAAGGGGGCCAGAGCGGCCACAGCCACCAAGGCCUCGCCGGCUGGGGCCCCGAGCACGACCAAGACUGUGACCAAAAGAAUCAAGAAGUGAAGCGCAGCCCAUCGCUACCAGCAAAGCCCCAGGAACACGGAGGAACGAGGAGUGGAGUGGGUCUCCCCCUCGCCUCAGAGCCCUCACCUGUGGCAGGAGCCUGUCCCCAAUAAAGUACCUCCAGGCCCUG
Messenger RNA from Kogia breviceps (pygmy sperm whale), 1309 nucleotides. The record is from RefSeq and is a predicted model, not a curated record. Lineage: Eukaryota; Metazoa; Chordata; Mammalia; Artiodactyla; Physeteridae.